ACAUUCACAUCAACUCUCCUUGAAAUUCCUCCACCGACACAUAUUCACCAUGGCCUGACACCAUCCACUCGCUACACCGGCCUCCACCCACAAAUACUACACACAACAACAACAACAACAACAACAACCACAACCACAACCACACCCAACUCACCUCCGCACACCAUCCUCACCACAUACCCAAAGAACCACCCACCCCAAGCACAAUCAAAGCAAAGCAAAACAAAGCAAAGCAUGCCCCGCCUGCACCCAACCUCCCUCCUCCUCUUCCCGCUCCGCGUCCUCGCCAUCCCAUUCACAUCCCUGAUCGCACGCAUCCCACACCUCCGCUCCCGACACCGCCGCACCCGCACCCUAACCAUGCUCCUCCCAUUGCUCAUCCUCCUGCUCAUCCUCCUCGCCCUCCUCCCCCUAUACAUAAUCUACCGACCACCACACGCCCUAAUCCGCUCUAUGGCGGAGAAGUAUCCGGAUACAUUAUGGGAGAUACCACUCCCCUACAAUACUCCCAACACCAAGAACAAACCAGAAGCGAAUGGUGGGAAGGAAGAGAAAGAGAAACUCAUCGCCCUAACCAUCGACGACGCUCCCAGCGCCUACACCCUCGACAUCCUACACGUACUCCAAGAAUACAACGCACGGGCGACAUUCUUCCUCAUCGGGUCACAGAUCCCCGGCCGGGAGGGGAUACUCCACACGCUAGUGAAAAGCGGGAUGGAACUCGGGAACCACGCGAUGCACGACGAGCCGUCUGUGUCGCUGGGGAGGGAGGUGCUGGAGCAGGAGAUGGUGGAGGUGGAGGGGGUGAUUGCGAGGGUGUAUGAGGAGGUUGGGGUGGAACGGCCGAGGGAUGGGAGGGGGGUGGUGCGGAAGUGGUUUAGACCUGGAUCGGGGUUCUUUUCCGGGUGGAUGAGAGAGCUUGUGAAGGGGCUUGGGUAUAGGAUUGUGCUUGGGAGUGUGUAUCCGCAUGAUGCGCAGAUUGGGUGGGCGGGGGUGAAUGCGUGGCAUGUCAGGAGUUCGGUUAGGGAGGGGAGUAUUGUUGUGAUGCAUGAUCGGAGGAGUUGGACGGUUGAGGGGUUGAGGAGGGUGUUGCCGGUUUUGAGGGAUAGGGGGUUUAGGGUUGUUGGGUUGGGGGAGGCGAUGGGGAUUGUUGAUGCUGCUAAUGCUGCUGUGUCUAGUGAUGGGGGGAAGGAGGAUGAUUGAUUGAUUGGGUUGGAUUGGAUAUCAGGUGUACAGGUAUCAUCAACACUAACAUACAGG
Molecule: messenger RNA, 1260 nt
Organism: Aspergillus costaricaensis CBS 115574
Lineage: Eukaryota; Fungi; Ascomycota; Eurotiomycetes; Eurotiales; Aspergillaceae
Product: chitin deacetylase CDA4
Exons: 1
Biological process (GO): carbohydrate metabolic process
Cellular component (GO): membrane
Molecular function (GO): hydrolase activity, acting on carbon-nitrogen (but not peptide) bonds
Source: RefSeq, a predicted model, not a curated record